Messenger RNA from Hyla sarda, 4804 nucleotides. It is a transcript of the gene CPSF2, whose product is annotated as cleavage and polyadenylation specific factor 2. Bases 147 to 2498 code for a protein of 783 amino acids. NCBI's taxonomy places the organism in Eukaryota, Metazoa, Chordata, Amphibia, Anura, Hylidae. Gene Ontology annotation, cellular component: mRNA cleavage and polyadenylation specificity factor complex. Gene Ontology annotation, molecular function: RNA binding. Gene Ontology annotation, biological process: mRNA 3'-end processing by stem-loop binding and cleavage. The record is from RefSeq and is a predicted model, not a curated record. The transcript has 15 exons.
GGGACCAGUUCCGGUCAUGCGCAGUGAGGACAUGAAGCAGGCGGUCGCCGGGUUGCUGGGCCGCACUCUGUGAAGCGGUGUAUGGGGGGCUGAGGGACCUCUGGGGGGGAUUCUCCGCUCUUCUUUGUGUAACAGCAUCCAGGAAGAUGACCUCCAUUAUAAAGCUGACGACGAUCUCUGGGGCGCAGGAGGAAUCCGCGCUCUGCUAUCUGCUGCAGGUCGAUGAGUUUCGCUUUCUCCUUGACUGCGGCUGGGAUGAGAACUUCUCCAUGGACAUCAUAGAAUCCAUAAAGAAAUACGUCCAUCAGGUAGACGCCGUCCUCCUGUCUCAUCCGGACCCCCUUCACCUUGGAGCGCUCCCUUAUGCAGUCGGUAAACUGGGAUUAAACUGUGCCAUCUAUGCCACCAUCCCUGUGUACAAGAUGGGCCAGAUGUUCAUGUACGAUCUGUACCAGUCUCGGCACAACACGGAGGAUUUCAACCUGUACACUCUGGACGACGUGGACUCUGCCUUCGAUAAAAUACAGCAGCUAAAAUUCUCCCAGAUUGUACAUUUGAAAGGUAAAGGUCACGGUUUGUCCAUUACUCCGUUGCCAGCUGGUCACAUGAUCGGAGGAACCAUAUGGAAGAUCGUCAAGGACGGAGAGGAAGAGAUUGUAUAUGCCGUGGACUUUAACCACAAGAGAGAAAUACACUUGAACGGUUGCUCCUUGGAGAUGAUCAGCCGGCCGUCCCUCCUCAUCACUGACUGCUUUAACGCCACAUAUGUGCAGCCCAGGAGGAAGCAACGAGAUGAGCAACUGCUCACGAAUGUACUGGAGACCCUGCGAGGGGAUGGGAAUGUGUUAAUCGCUGUUGACACGGCCGGGAGAGUCUUGGAACUUGCGCAGCUUCUCGACCAGAUUUGGAGAACCAAAGAUGCCGGCCUUGGAGUGUAUUCUUUAGCCCUUCUCAAUAAUGUCAGCUACAACGUGGUGGAGUUCUCAAAGUCUCAGGUGGAGUGGAUGAGCGACAAGCUUAUGAGAUGUUUUGAGGAUAAGAGGAAUAACCCCUUUCAGUUCCGUCACCUGUCCCUGUGUCACGGCUUCGCAGAUCUCGCGCGUGUCCCCAGCCCUAAGGUUGUGCUGGCCAGCCAGCCUGACCUGGAGUGUGGAUUUUCCAGGGAGUUGUUUAUCCAGUGGUGCCAAGACCCCAAAAACUCAGUCAUCCUCACAUACAGGACCACCCCUGGGACUCUCACCCGCUUCCUGAUCGACAAUCCGACAGAAAAGAUCAUAGAUAUAGAGCUUAGAAAACGGGUGAAGCUGGAAGGACGAGAGCUGGAGGAAUAUCUGGAGAAAGAAAGGGCAAAGAAGGAGGCUGCAAAAAAGCUGGAACAGUCAAAAGAAGUUGACAUUGAUUCCAGUGAUGAGAGUGAUCCCGAAGAAGACAUCGACCAGCCCGUGAUCCACAAGACCAAACAUGACCUGAUGAUGAAGAACGAGGGCAGCAGGAAAGGCAGCUUCUUUAAACAGGCGAAAAAGUCUCACCCCAUGUUCCCUGCCCCCGAGGAACGAAUAAAAUGGGACGAAUAUGGUGAAAUUAUAAAGCCGGAAGACUUCUUAGUUCCUGAACUCCAAGCGACAGAGGAAGAGAAGAACAAGCUGGAAUCUGGGCUGACCAAUGGGGAGGAACCAAUGGACCAAGACUUAUCAGAUGUGCCAACCAAAUGUGUCUCCACAACUGAGCCAAUGGAGAUCAAAGCUAGGGUCACCUACAUCGAUUAUGAAGGUCGGUCAGACGGCGACUCCAUCAAGAAGAUCAUCAACCAGAUGAAGCCUCGACAGCUGAUAAUCAUCCAUGGGCCACCUAAAGCGAGCCAGGACCUUGCCGAGGCCUGCCGGGCUUUCGGAGGCAAAGAUAUUAAGGUUUAUACCCCAAAACUUCUUGAGACGGUGGAUGCAACGAGUGAAACUCACAUUUAUCAGGUAAGAUUAAAAGACUCCCUUGUCAGCUCCCUCAAGUUCUGCAAAGCAAAAGACACGGAGCUGGCCUGGAUCGAUGGCAUCCUGGACAUGCGGGUGUCCAAGGUAGACACUGGAGUCAUCCUGGAAGACGGGGAGUUAAAAGAAGAAGGUGAAGACUCUGAAAUGCAAGUGGACGCUCCGAGCAUCGACGCCAGCACCAUCGCGCAGCAGAAAGCCAUCAAGAGCCUGUUCGGUGAUGACGACAAGGAGUUUUCGGAAGAAAGUGAGGUGAUCCCUACCCUGGAGCCAUUGCCCUGUAAUGAGGUUCCUGGACAUCAGUCGGUGUUUAUGAAUGAGCCGCGAUUAUCAGAUUUCAAACAAGUCCUUCUGCGCGAGGGGAUCCAGGCAGAGUUUGUGGGGGGCGUCCUCGUCUGUAACAAUGUGGUUGCCGUUCGCAGGACGGAGACCGGACGCAUCGGAUUGGAGGGCUGCAUCUGCGAGGACUUUUAUAAGAUAAGAGAACUGUUAUACGCACAGUACGCCAUUGUAUGAGCAGCAUGUACUGGACUUCACCUGUGUGACCUCUGACCCCUUGACCUCCAUUCAUUUACAGCACCCAACAUUUUUUCUUUUUGUAAAUUAUUUUUAUACAAGCUGCACAUCUGGGAAGUCUGUGCGGUGUAUAUAAUUAAUUGAAUUGUACAAGUUUAUAGUUUCAGAAGAUUUGGGGGCAGAAAGAGUCAUUGACCGGACAUCUGUUCUACAAGAUGGGAAAUGUCCAGAUCAGGAUGAGGGGAUCUCUGAUAAUUGUAAGCGAAUGUUCAUAUAGAUAUGUAAUCUCCAUACUUCAGAGCUGUACUCACUAUUCUUCUGGUGAGAUCACUGUGUAGAUACAUUACUUAUCCUGUACUGAUCCUGAGUUAUAUCCUGUAUUAUACUUCAGAGCUGUACUCACUAUUCUUCUGGUGAGAUCACUGUGUAGAUACAUUACUUAUCCUGUACUGAUCCUGAGUUAUAUCCUGUAUUAUACUUCAGAGCUGUACUCACUAUUCUUCUGGUGAGAUCACUGUGUAGAUACAUUACUUAUCCUGUACUGAUCCUGAGUUAUAUCCUGUAUUAUACUCCAGAACUGUACUCACUAUUCUGCUGGUGGGGUCACUGUACAUACAUUACAUUACUUAUCCUGUACUGAUCCUGAGUUAUAUCCUGUAUUAUACCCCAGAGCUGUACUCACUAUUCUGCUGGUGAGGUCACUGUGUACAUACAUUACAUUUCUUAUUCUGUACUGAUCCUGAGUUAUAUCCUGUAUUAUACUCCAGAGCUGCACUCACUAUUCUGCUGGUGAGAUCACUGUGUAUAUACAUUACAUUACUUAUUCUGUACUGAUCCUGAUUUAUAUCCUGUAUUAUACUCCAGAGCUGUACUCACUAGUCUGCUGGUGAGGUCACUGUGUACAUACAUUACAUUACUUAUCCUGUACUGAUCCUGAGUUAUAUCCUGUAUUAUACUCCAGAGCAGGGUUAGAAAUAUACAGAGUGACUCCGCCAGCAGAAUAGUGAGUACAGAUCUGGAGUAUAAUACAGGAUAAUUAAUGUAAUGUAUGUACACAGUGAUCUCACCAGCAGAAUAGUGAGUGCAGCUCUGGAGUAUAAUACAGGAUAUAACUCAGGAUCAGUACAGGAUAAGUAAUGUAAUGUAUAUACACAGUGAUCUCACCAGCAGAAUAGUGAGUACAGCUCUGGAGUAUAAUACAGGAUAUAACUCAGGAUCAGUACAGGAUAAGUAAUGUAAUGUAUGUACACAGUGAUCUCACCAGCAGAAUAGUGAGUACAGCUCUGGAGUAUAAUACAGGAUAUAACUGAGGAUCAGUACAGGAUAAGUAAUGUAAUGUAUGUACACAGUGACCUCACCAGCAGAAUAGUGAGUACAGCUCUGGGGUAUAAUAUCGGAUAUAACUCAGGAUCAGUAGGAGAUAAGUAUAUGUAUGUGUGUAUGUAUGUGUAUGUGUGUAUGUAUAUAUAUAUAUAUAUAUAUAUAUAUAUAUAUAUAAUUAUAUAAUAUUCUGUUAUUGGAGAUUACUUACAUAUGAUCAGAGGUGAAUGUACGAUUUAAAGGAGAUCUCCAGUGGUGAAAAACGUAUCCCCUAUCCUAAGGAUAGGUGCUAAGAUCGCGGAGGGUCUGACCACUGGGGGCCCCGGCUCGCUGGCCAGAUUGCGUGUGUUGACCACCGCACGAAGCGGCGGCUGACAGGUCCCCUCAAUACAUCUCUAUGGCAGAGCCGGAGAUUGCAGAAGGCAGCGGUCCAGCUCUGCCAUAGAGUUGUAUUGAAGGGACGUGUCAGCCGCCGUUUCGUGCGGUGGUCAACAUGCCCCUUUCCCGCAGGCUGCCGGGGCCCCUGUACAUGAGAUCGCGGGGGGGGGGUCCGACUUCUCUCGAUCUGAAACUUGGCCCCUAUCCUUAGGACAGGGGAUGCGUUUUUCACCACUGGAUUUCCCCUUUAAGCUGAAGAGACUUUGUACUGGAGAAGUAUUAGUGAUAUACGAUAUUUGGGUAGAAGUAAAUGACCAUUUUUAUAUUAAGUUCUGUUUAGUAGUUUUUCUGUAGAGCAGACGGGGGUCGCAGAUCACUGUUCACCUUCUACAUGAGACACAAUGACUUUUUAUGUUAUUUUAUGUUAGUGGUCAUCUGCCUGGGCAGUGUGAUACAUACGAUGCCUCUGUUAUUUGAGGUGUUUAGUCGCUUUUGUUACAUAAACUUUUCUGUGUGAAGUAAAAAUACAUUCGCCGCGUGUACAGGAAAAGAAUAGGUUUUUUCUCAUGCUGUUCUGAUGGUUUCCUGAAAUAAAAAUUAACCAAACA